Molecule: messenger RNA, 6950 nt
Organism: Anas platyrhynchos (mallard)
Lineage: Eukaryota; Metazoa; Chordata; Aves; Anseriformes; Anatidae
Source: RefSeq, a predicted model, not a curated record
GCAAGGGGCACAGGCCGGGGGCUCUGCAGGGGCCUCGAUCCUCCAAAGCGGAGCCAGGGGAUGAGUGUGGGAGGGGUCACAGCCUUAUGGCAAGGAGCUCUGGAAGGUGUUGGGUUGGGUAACAUGGGGAGUUUUGACCUCUGGUAUCGGAGGGGAGAAAAAACCCGAAGGCACUGCAGCGCGGGGCAGGUGCACGCAGCGUUUGUGCAGCAGCUGCCUGCUCUGCCCUCACUCUGCAGGCAAAUCCCAGCCGCUUGCCUCUGUAACUUGCAGCACACAGCAUCUAGGGGAUGCACGACUGCCCUGCUUUCAUUCCAGUGCAAGGACGGGCUUAAAUUCUGGGAUUUACAGCAGCAACAGCUUUGUAUCUGCAAGGAGGAGACUUGGCUGGCACAGGGGGCUUCCACCAGCCUUCUCUGGGCUUGCUUGGAAUAAACUGUGUAAAUUUUCCCUGGGCUUAUUGCAAGAGCUGGAAAUGUCCCAGGUCAUGGCAGAAAUGCCCCUGUGCUGCGUGGCACUGCCCGGUUUUCCUUGCUGUCCCCUUUGGCCAACUCUUCCUGGGUAAUGCUGCUAUUUGCAGCCCUUUAAUCCCUGAUACCCAGCGGGAGGUGAGAGGCAAUUUCUUAAUUUGUGUCUGGCCAUUGGGCGGCCUUGCAGGGGUUUUAUAAAUGUGCUGUUCCAGGCUGGGGACGCAGGGGGCUCUGGGGAGCCGAACCUGCCUGUGAUGAGCGGGGUGCUGGAGGCUGAGGCGUUGAGCAGCUUCCAGGGAAUUCCAGGCAGAGCCUCGCUGGAGAGGCAGCAGCAGGAGAUGUCCUCGAUCUGAGCUGGGCAAGAGCCCGCAGACCUUCUCCCCUAGAAAAGCAUCACAGCGAAGGUGACUCUGAGCAGCAGCAUCACUCAUCGCACGCUGGUUUUCCACCCGUGUGCUCAGCCUCUAAUUUGGGGCAGCAAAUGCAGCCUGGUGGUGCACCCAGGCUUGGAGUCACACCAGGAGGUGAGAGGGACCCCAAAAGAGUGAGCAGACAGAGCCUGAGCAGCUGAAUAACUGCUUCUCAGUGUCUUAUUUUUGAGCACCCCAUCAAUUUGCCAGCAAAUGCCUGUCCACCCUCGCUGCCUUCCCCAGGACCCAGGCACUGGACGUCACUGGGGGCCACCAGGGGCCACCAUGCUGCAGCAGACAGGGUGAGAAAGUGCCUGGGGAACUUGUCCAACACAUCCCACCUGGCCAAAAGGUGCUGGAACAAAGCUGCUUCUGAGAGGCAGGACAGGGAGCUGUGUGUGCCGGGGCCCAGGACUCACCCAUCAGAAAAUUCUGCUAAAGCUGCUGUAGUUUCUCCUUGGAGGAAAUGAAUUUAGUGUUCAGGGGGGUGUAGGGGAUGCUGAACAAAGCAUCCCUGUUUCACUGAAGCAUCUGCUACAGUUUCACUUGGGCAGCCCUAGCUGUGGAGGAUUGUGCAGCAGGAGCAGUAUGAAAGCUGAGAAAAACCAAAUGGGUGAUUCCAUUUGGGAACUGCAAGUUUUACUCUGUGUGAGCUUAAAAUAGAGGGGGUAUCUGGCUUGUGACAACAAUUAGGGUCGUGGCGUUGAGAUGGGUUUGGUCUGGGUGCUGCAACGCUGAGUUUACCAAGCAGGAGGUGGGAGAAGGAAGGAAGCUGAGGACCUGCUCGGAAGGUCUGCGGACGGAGCCCUGUCCUCGCUGGGCGCAGAGAUGCUGGGCUGGAUUGAGCGGGUGGUUCCCCAGCCCCCCGCGCCAUGCCUGAUGGAGGAGAGCCCCCCAGCCCCAGCCCCGGAGCCAGCCAAGGUGCCAGCACGGAAGGGCAGCAGCCCCAGGGAUGCUGUGGACAGCACACGUGUGCAGGAAACUGAGAAGAAGGUGGAAUUUGCAGUGCCUGAGGACGUGGUCCCCGCAUCAGCAUCGGUGUUUGAGAGUGUGGGGAGCAGUGUGCUCUCCUGGCUCUCCCAGGGGCUGGAGAAGGUGAUCCCACAGCCAGUCCAGGCCCCGGGGACACUGCAGGCACUCGGGAAGAGCUUUGAGACGAGCAUCGAUGUUCCUGACCAGACGGAGGUCCAGGUCAUCAAGGAUGAAGAGGAGGAUGCUCUGGAGAUCACCCCCUUCGACCCUGAGGAGGACGAGCUGGAUGGCUGCGAGACGGACACGGGUUUGGACACGGGUGCAGAGGAAUGGUGGGAGCAGCGUGUGCUGAGCUGGCUGGUGCAGGGCUUCGAGAGAAUGGUGCCGCAGCCGGAGAUGCCGAAAAAGCCUGAGCCAGAGCCGAAGGAGGAGAGGCACAAAGCUGCGGCAGGAGGCACAAAAGGGACUAAAACCCAGGCGAAGGUGAAAGGGAACGUUUCAGCUGCCCCGAGCAUCCCGGGAACAGUGGAGCCAGUAGCUGCUGAGGGGCAGCCAGAGCCUGUGGCCACCGUCCUCCCUCGUCCCCUGGCUGGGGACAGCAGCAGCAUGUUUGGAUGGUUUGUCCAGGGGCUGGAGAAGGUGAUGCCACAGCCUGUGAGCAGGGAGAAGCAGGACACGCAGGGAGCAGCAGCGGCAGCCUUCAGCCCCGUGGAAGAAAUUCAUAUCGUCCCUGUGGAGGUUGUGGAGACAGACCUAGUCGUGGAGGACAUUGAUGAUGACUGGAGUGAUGAAGUAGCUCACGAGCCAACGGCCUGGGAUGGCGUGGCUGAGCUGGUGGCCCAGGGUCGUCCUCUGCCCCCCAUAGAGGAGGAACUUCAGGAAGAAGAGACCAGGCUGUGCUCCUGCCCCCUGAGUGCUGCUGAGGAGGAGCAGGAGGAGCAGGAGGAGCAGCAGGAGCAGGAGGAGGAGGAGGAGGAGGAGGAGGAAGCGGAGGAGAAGAAGGAAGAGGAGGAGGUGGAGGAGAGCGUGGGAGCCCUGCUCCAGUCUCCUUGCCUCCCCACCGAUGAGGGGCUGGAGGACGCCUUCUUUGCAGAAGAGGCCCUCAGCUUCGCGCAGCUAGAAGAAGCUGAGAUAAGUGAUCUGGAAGGUGCUUUCGUACAGGUGGAAGACAAGACGGUUGAAGUUACCGAAACUGAUGCUGAAGCUUCAGAUGCCUUGUCCUUUAGCAGCUCCCCAAUGUCCCCAGCUACCGAGCUGCUGCUGCCUCCCGCAUCCCCGUCCUUGCUGCCAGAAAGCGAAAGGCUGGAGUUGUCAACCCCGUUUUUUGCAAUGAGGAGCAAUCCCCUGUUCAGCCCCCUAGGGCUCGGUCACUGCCUCACCGUGGGUGUUGAGGACGUGGACGGCGGAGGUGAUGCUGCAGAGGAGGAUGGCACCUGCUUGCCGCUGCCCACCCCUGGUGACCCCCACAUGCUGGUGGUGCCCGGUGCUGUGCCAGCGAAGAAGCUGCCGGCCCCCACGGACAACCUGGAUGAGGCACCGGCGAGCUGGGAUGAGCUGCAGAAGGACAGCUUGCCCGAGCGCAUCGGUUCGGCCACCAGCCAGAGCAGUGCCAUCAUCAAUGACCGGCUCCAGGAGCUGGUGAAGCUCUUCAAGGAGCGCACAGAGAAGGUGAAAGAGAAGCUGACCGACCCUGAUGUCACCUCCGAUGAUGAGAGCCCUUCGGCAUCCCCUUCCAAGCCAGCGCCCCCAGCACCACCACCGCCCCCCCCGGCAGAAGCGCCACCAGGGGACAAGGCAGCAGAUGAUGAACACUACUGCGAGAUGCUGUGCUGCACCUUCAAGUGCCAGCCCUGGAUGGCCCGCCUGAAGAGCUACCAGUUCCCCAGCAGCAUCGACCCGCUCACCAACCUGAUGUAUGUGCUGUGGCUCUUCUUCGUUGUCCUGGCCUGGAACUGGAACUGCUGGCUGAUCCCCGUCCGCUGGGCUUUCCCCUACCAGACGCCAUCCAACAUCCACUUCUGGCUGCUCGUGGACUACCUCUGCGACCUCAUCUACCUGCUGGACAUCAUCGUUUUUCAGACCCGCCUGCAGUUUGUGCGGGGGGGAGACAUAAUAAGUGACAAAAAGGCCAUGAAGGAGAACUACCUGCAUUCACAGCGCUUUAAGAUGGAUGUGGUAUGCCUCCUUCCCCUGGAUUUCUUCUACUUCAAAGUCGGUGUCAACCCGCUGCUGCGUUUUCCCCGCUGCCUGAAGUACAUGGCCUUCUUCGAGUUCAACAACCGCCUUGAGGCCAUCCUGAGCAAGGCAUACAUCUACAGGGUGAUUCGGACUACUGCCUAUUUACUGUACAGCUUGCAUGUGAACUCCUGCCUCUAUUACUGGGCAUCAGCCUAUGAAGGACUGGGCUCUACCACCUGGGUCUAUGAUGGGGAAGGAAACAGUUACAUCCGCUGCUACUACUGGGCAGUCAAAACCCUCAUCACCAUCGGGGGCCUGCCAGACCCCAAGACACUCUUCGAGAUUGUCUUCCAGCUGCUGAACUACUUCACGGGUGUCUUUGCUUUCUCCGUCAUGAUCGGGCAGAUGAGAGAUGUGGUUGGUGCUGCUACUGCUGGGCAAACUUACUAUCGGAGCUGCAUGGACAGUACUAUUAAAUACAUGAACUUCUACAAAAUCCCCAAAACCGUGCAGAACCGUGUCAAAACAUGGUAUGAGUACACAUGGCAAUCACAAGGCAUGCUAGAUGAGUCUGAGCUGCUGGUGCAGCUGCCGGACAAGAUGCGGCUGGACAUCGCCAUUGAUGUGAACUACAACAUCGUCAGCAAAGUGGCCCUCUUCCAGGGCUGUGACAGGCAGAUGAUCUUCGACAUGCUGAAGCGGCUGAGGUCGGUUGUCUACCUGCCAAAUGACUACGUCUGUAAGAAGGGGGAGAUCGGCCGCGAGAUGUAUAUUAUCCAGGCUGGACAAGUGCAGGUGCUGGGGGGACCCGACGGCAAAACCGUGCUGGUGACGCUGAAAGCUGGAUCUGUGUUUGGAGAAAUAAGCUUGCUGGCAGCGGGAGGAGGAAAUCGGCGAACAGCAAACGUUGUCGCUCAUGGAUUUGCUAAUCUUUUCAUUUUGGAUAAGAAGGACUUGAAUGAGAUUUUGGUGCACUACCCAGAGUCUCAGAAGUUGCUGCGUAAGAAGGCCAAGAAAAUGCUGAAAAACAACAAUAAACCCAGAGAUGAGAAAGGGCAGCCCGUAUCUCCGCUGAUCAUUCCCCCAAAGCCUGACACGCCGAAGCUCUUCCAGGCGGCCCUGGCUGCCAUGGGGAAGACGGGAGGCAAAGGGCGUCUCGCACACCUCCGGUGGAAGCUGCAGGAGCUGAAGGCAAUGCAGGCAGAGCAGGAUCCCAGUUUCAGUCCAAUCCCACCAAAGUCACCAGUGCACCGCAGAUCUCCUACUGCUUCCCCCAAAGCCUGCACCCCUCCGGGAGAGGAAAUAUGCUCAAAAUCUUCUGAUAAUUUAGUCGCUAUCCGUGUGAUUUCAGCAGCGCAGGAGGAUGAAGAAGUACUUGCUGCUGAGAUUUCACAGAAGGAAGAAGAGGAAGAAGGGAAAUGAAAAAUAAGCGGAUCUGGGGGCUGGUGGCACAAGUAGGAAUUGGGCAAAUGCUUCAGGUAGAAGCUUUUAGUUGUUAAUGAUUCCUGCACCGUGGUUGUAGGCUUUGCUAGCUAAGUGCUGCAGAUGGGCUCUGCCUUUCUUCUCUGCUUAGUCCUUCACCCGCUGUUGUCAAAACCCUUUGCCAAAUGACCCAGAACUACACAAGAUUCCUGUGCUCAUUCUUACUGAGCAUCUGUCUGAAUAGUCCCUAUAUGUAUCAGGCCAGCCCUCUAGCCUUGAGAUCUUACAGAGAGGGAGUGCAGAAGAAAAAUGGCUCUUUACAGCUCUGAAUGGUUAAUGAGUGUCUGUCCAGAUAAAGCCUGAAGUUGUUCACCUCCAAAAGCUGAGUCACUGCAUGGCCAGAAACAAACACCAGAGGAAAAAAAAGAAAAAAAAAAAGAUUCCUUUGUUGGACUUCAGGCAGUGGGGACGGUGACUCAUCUGGAAAGGAUUUGGACUCUGCUCCUAAGCCAAGCACAGACCAAGCUGGGUGUCCCGCCACACUGUGCCUGCUGCCACCAACAAGCGGUGCUCAGGGGGCAAAUCCUGGCUGCUUCCAGCUGCCCUCCAGCUGGGACAGGGCAGAGGAGUGACACAAGUGCUUCCCCAAGCCACUACUUCAGGGUCAGGCCAGAGUCCACGGCGUGCAGAGCAGCGUGUGCAGCUGCAUCCUGGGCAUCCAGCUGCAUCCAGCUCCAGCAGUGUCCCCGGGCCCACGGUCACGCUGCUGUCUCUCAGCCCCCUUGCCCACAGGGAAACUGCUCUGGCCCCAUUCCCGCAGCAGCUCGUAGCAACAUUUUCCUUCUUGUGGAGAAAGAGAUGUGGCUGAGGAAGCUCCAGCUGCUCAGUGAAUACCAACAUGCUGCAAGUUUCUGCCUGUGACACAUCCCUGGCACAAGGGUGGCACACCCACGUGGAUCCCUGGGAAAGCCCCAGCUCCCAUCCGAAGCCUGCUGGCUCAUCUUCAUGUCAGGAGGGCUUUUCCUACCUUUCCUACUCAGCUUUUUUUUCCUCUCUUGGAAAAUAUAUGGGUUUCUGUGGUGGAAAGGGACAGAGUAUAUUAGUGUUAAUUCAUGAUGGCUUGCUCUCUUUUAAACAAAACUUCAAGGAAUUCCAACAUGCCACUUGUGCAUCUGAACCCACCGCUGCCCUUAACGUUGCAGAGGAAAAUCUGAACCCAUCCCCACUUCCCGUAAUCUGUAGUGAUUUGCAAGUGAUUCCCUGGUUCCCUGCCGGGUAGGUUUGGGGCGGAGGAAGUGCUUUCCAGUAUAUAAAUAUUUAAAUAAGCGAACCAGGAAACGUGGCAAAGUCAAAGCAGGGUUCUGAUUUGCUGCUACAAUUUGAUACAGCUUAGAAAAACAGUUUACAUCAGAAGUGUGCAUAACGGCUUUCAUAACCCACUGUAUCUACAAUAAACACCCUUCAGAUUACCACCAUUUUCCAUGGAUUUAUUUCAAAA